This is a messenger RNA of Talaromyces proteolyticus, 330 nucleotides long. RefSeq lists its product as uncharacterized. The transcript has a single exon. Lineage: Eukaryota; Fungi; Ascomycota; Eurotiomycetes; Eurotiales; Trichocomaceae. The record is from RefSeq and is a predicted model, not a curated record. The coding region runs from base 1 to 330 and encodes 109 amino acids.
AUGGGAACACCAGCAGAUUACGAAGUCUGCUUGUCCAUCCUCAGCACCCCCGGCUUGAUCUUGGCCGUAGUCGGUAUCUGGUUUGUCCUAAUCACUCGUAUUACCCUGCUCUCUCUGGCUCCGAUUGUGGUGUCGAUCGCGAACGGACUAUGUUACUAUGCCUACUAUACCGAGUAUCCGACGUCGAAGCGCACCCGCUACGAGUAUGCUGGCGGAUAUAUUCCGGUUUCAGAUAAAACCCGACAGCACCCUUGCAAGAAAAUCCCAUUCUUCUCCAUACCUUUGGGAGUCACAUCCGCAUUUUCAUUCCGAGCAUCUUCUGGUCCAUGA